Messenger RNA from Linnemannia hyalina, 3600 nucleotides. The record is from the annotation of a GenBank genome assembly. NCBI's taxonomy places the organism in Eukaryota, Fungi, Mortierellomycota, Mortierellomycetes, Mortierellales, Mortierellaceae.
AUGGACAUCAGGAGGCUACUGAAGGCAACGUGUCCACUGGCUCGACCCUUGCUCGGACAUCCUACUCUGGCAACGAUAGGAGCGCGAUCCAAGCAGGGCCACGCGAAUCGCAUCCAGAUCCACCUCUGUUCACACUACCGGUCCCAGCCCCACCACAACCGCGUUCACUCUAUACACCACCAAGCCACGCAUACAGCUUCUUGUUUUUCUUCACCAUACCGGACUACUCUUCGCGUGGGAGAACAGACGUCGCCGCCAGUAUCGUCGCAGCUCCGGAGAACCUGUGGUUGCCGACUCGGUUCAGGAACCUUAUUCGCCUCGGGAUCGCUCAAACCAACAACAAUAGCGAAGCGCUGUUUCGGGACUAGUUCCAGGGCCUACAAAUUGUUUUCAAUCGCAGGAUCACCCACACGAACGCCCUCUUCAACCUCUUCAAUACCACGCUCCACCACAUCAGAACCAAACACAUUACCCACUUCAACGUUGUCCUCAUUACCACCCAACAGCCUCGUCACAUCAACUCUUGCUCAAGUCGCCAAGUACAACGAUCCUACUCUGGUGGCUCGUUUAGGUCGGAAACGGCGGCAUAUUGCAGGAAUGCAUGGUACGAGGCUCAAACGGCAGCUGAAGCUCAUGCAACGAUCACAACCUCAGCACUCUUCGCAGCUCCUGGGAAUUAACGGGCUACCAUCAGGAUUCACGAAUCAGGGUCGCUUCGGGAUGACGAAGCGGAAGAACAGACGGAGGAUUGGCGUGAAGAAAGCCCAGAGAGACGCUCUACCGGCCCAGUAUCAUCACAUUCACUACUUCCCUACCAAGGAACACCCACGUCAUGUCCGAUUCUUGGGAAUCACGGAUUUUCUGAGGUUCUCGCGGGCAAAGUCUUCACCCGGGCGGGUUGCAUCGGCGAGAAGGAUGGCCAACCUUAGGCUGAAACGGAGUAUCAAGAAGCGGAACGACUUUAUGUCGAUUCGCCGGCCGUACAUCCUGGAGCAGCAACAACGCGUGGCGCACAUGAACCAGGUGCUGGAGGAGGGACCCGCGAGGCUCGCGAUCAUCGACGCCAUACUCUUGAUCAGAGGGAAGAAAGGAGGUGCGAAGCUGCCGGCCGGAAACCAGCUCUACAAGGUCGUCAAGCUGGACCAGACUCAUUAUUUCCAGUUGCGAGCUGCUGAUACGACGCCUACCAUUUCAAGUUUACCCGCAGGAGCACCGGAGCCAGUACAACCAAGGCAUUUCACCACCCAAGACUACAAUGUCAUAUUGACACGGUGCGAGGAGCUCAAGGAUUGGAGGACUGGAUUCAACAUCGGCCAAGCCCUACUGACGCGUUAUCGAUCGCCUGGGUUUGACUUUGGUGUUCCCGACUUUGGCGCGCCCAAUGUAAGGACGAUCCACCUCCUCGCCAAGAUGUUUGUCAGGGCGUACCGAUCAGACAGAGCAGUCGUACUCUUCUCGACCUUGCACAAGCACUACCCUCAUCCGAUCCCUUUGGACGUCUAUACGUCCUACUUGGGCGAGCUUGGGUCCAUGAAGCAAUUCGUUCGGAUGGAGUCGACCCUACGCUACCUCGAGACCGCCGGACCUCGUCCUACAGUGACCCAGUACAACACUCUUUUGAAGGCGAUCGGGCUUCACAAAGGACAGAACCAGGCCGAGGAGUUCAUGGCACAGAUGGUCAAGGCAGGAACCACACCGGAUCAGCAGACGUACCGUAUCCUCAUCAACACCUCCCUCCGCGACUUGGAUGUUGACAGGGCUCAUUUCUGGCUGGGAGAGUACGCACGUCAGGGGUUCGAGGUCUUCCCGCGGAUGAUGGAGCCCUUUAUGAGCACGUGCGUCCGUCAAGUCUCUACCUUUGCGCCCAAAAAGCUUGGAUCCUACGGUGUAGACAAUGCUUCUGUCUCGAGGGAGUGGAUGUUCAAGGCCAUGAACAUUAUCCAGUUCAUGACGCGUCAGGAACUGUCUCCAACAGCAAGAACCUUCGAGCUGCUCAUUGACGGAUUCUUGGCACAGGAUAACAGUACCGAGGCUCGUCGGGUGUUGAAUCUGAUGCGGAGCAGUCCUUAUAUUUAUACCCCCAACCCAAGGACGUGGAUCAGUCUCUUCGAGUACCAUUUGCGGCAGGACGAACCCCUCUUGGCCUUGAAGACUCUUAACGAGAUGUGGCGGUCAGGCGCAGGGCUGAAAUCAGGCGAUGUUCCUCUAGGGAUCACUGUACCGACAUCACUCUAUCGCCAACUGUUUCAGCACUACCUGAGCAAGAGCAAGCUUUCGAUGGCCGAACGGAGUUUGUACGAGAUGAUGGACCGACACAAGGACGCUCGGCCGAAGGAGAAAGACGUCGUUGACUUGAUCUGGAAGCUGGACCGACUGCCCGAGGCUGCUGAGCGUGUCUACGAGCUGCUCUACGCUCAGUCGGGAGACCGGAUCGAACGGGAUAUCGCCGGCGUCCGGAAGAACAGGAUUAUAGAGGAUGGUCCUAUUGUCCUGGCAAACGUCGGAGUCAUGCGAGCCAAGGCAAACUCCAAGGACCGACUUGUUCGAGACGACGUCUGGAAGGCUUGGACCUCGAUGGUGCGGUAUCUGGACGAGGAUGGGUCGGCGCGUGACACCCCUGUUGGAGAGCGUUUUGGGAUUACCAUCGAUCCGGGGGAGAGAUCGGUUCUCGCCCUAGCAUUCGAGCAAGUCGCCAAGGCUGCUCGUCAAGUUCCGCAGUCAUCUCGUGAAGUCAAGCAAAUUCAGCAAGAAGCCGAGAGGACUGCGUCGCGGCUUGCAGGCAACGAUUGGGAUUUCACUCCUGUGAGACAUAAGCCGGGCAUGGGAGGCCUUGGUCUGGGCUUGAGACUUGGUCAGAGUGGUAUUCACGGCUCUGAUAUGUCGUCGCCGGGACAACUGGACCGUCAUGGAGGAAGCAGCACCGACGCACACACCAAGCACCUGGAGUUCAAGGGCAGACAAAGGAAGAUGAUCCAGCAACUCCUGCGACACCAGGAGUUCCUGGACCCGCUGCUGGAGCGUCGUGAUAUGAAUGUGACUCUGCCGGAAGAGCCUCUCAAGACCCUGUCAUCACACCCUAGUUUGCCCGUGGAGAGCCGUCUUGAGCAGUUGAAAGACAGCUUCCAAUGGGUCCGGAAACAUUCUAUCCCGAUCGGCAUUGAGGGCUUUAAUGCGUACCUGGCAGGCCUCAUUUCUUACCAGGAUUUCAAGGCUGCUCGAAGGACAUUGGAUGCCUUUUUCGCCAAGCCUCACUCCAAGGGUGGCUCCAAGUCUAAAGUGUCCAUUCUGGCGCCACUCAAGCCCGACAUCGCUACCGUCGAGAUUCUGAAGGAAUACCAGGGCGUGCUGGGAGGUAUCAAGUCGAUCAACCUGGCCUUCGAGAAGGGCGGACCUAACCUAGCCAAGGAGUGGACUCGUCAUCAGAUCAGUAUCUCACGGAAACGCACCAUAGCUGCACUCAAAAACAACAACACAUCAUCAGCAUCAUCAUCGCCAUCAGCAGCAUCAUCGCCAUCAUCAUCAUCAUCAUCAUCACCACCACCAUCAUCAUCGGCACCUUCGUCGACUCCUACUAGAGCCGUUGCAUUUGCAACAUUGUAA